This is a messenger RNA of Funneliformis geosporum, 354 nucleotides long. Lineage: Eukaryota; Fungi; Glomeromycota; Glomeromycetes; Glomerales; Glomeraceae. The record is from the annotation of a GenBank genome assembly.
AUGAAACUGGACUGGAGCGAAAAUUCUGAUAAAGAGACUAGAAAAGAAGAUUUGAGAUCAAAACAUGUUAGAUCUAACAAUGAGUCUACCGUGUUUGAUAAAAUCCCGAGUUUCCAAGAAAAUGUUCAAUUGAGAACUUUCUCGAAUGAAAUAUUAUCUUCCAAAGCCAUCAUUUUGAAUAACCAUAAUGUGAUUACAAAGUUUGUUGCUUCAGCAAUGGAUUUUACCGUUCAACCAGAAUUAUGUUAUGACAAAAAUAAUAAAGUAUUAAUUUCUAAAAUGGUCAAAGCCUAUAUUGAACGCUGUCGGUUCGAAUUAUUACCGAUGCAUGACGAGGUUCUUCAUGAUUUUAAG